AUGGACGCCGUAGGAGCAGCAGCAUCCGUUGUCCAGCUCGUGGUGUUUUCAGCAAAACUCCUCGAAAAGGUCGCUCAGUUUUUGGACGAAGUUCGACAUGUGCACGACACGCAGCGCGCAUUUCUAGAGAAAGUGGACUUCCUCCGAACUACUUUGCAAACACUGUCAACCACUCUGGACACAAGGAAGAUGCAGAUUGGUGUCCAUGGCACAAAUCAGGACGAGCAGCAAGUUCUGGAAGUGGCGAGAGAUGUCUUGAACGACUGCAACAAAUCCAUCUUAACCCUCAAAGCGCUCGUGACGACCACUAAGUACGGUCCGUUCGCAAAGACCAGGACCCAGAUUAAACUCCAACUUAAGGGCCACGAAAUACAGAGAAUCGAGUCCAGGAUCGCGGCAAAUAUUGGAAACCUCCAAUUGCUGAUAGCGUGUUUCCAUCUGUUCGAUACCCGCCUUGCGCAGGACAAACAAGUCGAUAGUCAACUCGCGGAAAUUGUAGAACAGGUCAGAUGCCAUCAACAGCUGUUAGACGAGCUGUCACAGCGGCGUCCAAAUAGAGUUGCAGCUCGAGAAUCCCAUGAAAUGUCCCCUCUCUCGAUCGACAACGACAGACAUAACCAUGACCUUCAGUCCCCGGAUCUGAAGACGAUGGCUGCAACGAUUAAGACCGCCAACUCAUUGGUCGAGAAGAGGUCUCGAGCAAACUGCAGUGAGCCAGAACAGCGACGAAGCCAUGGAACAGAGACUAAUGGCGAGCAAUCGGACGGCGGGGUGGCUCUGCCUUUCUCGAGGACGGCAGGGACCAGGCCACCGACGAUCCCUACACUGGAAUUCCGCACUUUGCUGCUCGACAAGUACAUGCUACAAGCUGAGGAACAUUUCAAAUGCGGAUCAUAUGCCAAAUGUGAAGAGUACUUGCGGAAAGCCAUCGAACAGGGUAAUAGCCGCUAUGAAGAAUACGGACAGGUCUUUGAGCAGUGGUUGGAUAUUCAGAUCAAACUGGCAGAGGUCUUCCAAAGGCAGGGACAGUAUCAAAAUGCGGAGAAACUGCUAUCCAACCUCAUAUCAAUGGGAGAAUAUGAUGGCCAAGUUGCGCAUCCUGAUCACUGUCACAUUGCCUUUGAACAGCUUGGAAGACUAUACCAUGCCAUGGCGGGUCUACAACUCUACAGGUACCGCACAACAGGAGACAUCGGGCUAGGAGAACUGAGUUCUAUGGUUAAGACGGCAUAUAACUUUGCGUCUCACUUACAUAUGGAGGACUCGUUGUCCACGUCUUUACAACGACUCUUGACCCAGUGCGCGUCAACCUAUCUGGAAGUCUGUGAGCUCGAGGGAGAUCAAGUGACCGCGGAGGCGCUCUGUGAACGACAUCCUGGGUUGCGUCGCAAGUUAACGCCAGAAUCACAGAUUGUCGAGCCAACUGUUCCCACACAUUUUCCAGAGCCUCCUGUCGGGAGUAUCUUAUCCCAACGCCGGCCGUCUUCGCAAAUCACACCCAUCAGCAAUGGAUUUUCUGAACCAGAAAGGGGUCGUGCGGGCUCGAUUCUCUCGCUUACUGCAGAUACAGAUAUCAGCAAAUAUGCCAGCAACCUACUCACCGAGGUUGAGAACGGGAGUCUUCUUCUCGAUUGCCCAAGGACCAACAUUCAUGCCAAAGACCACAACGGUCUGACGGUCCUUCACCACGCCUUGAUUGGACUGGGUGGCAAGAGCAUCGACAAGAUGGUCAAAGCCAUUCUGGAGAAAGACGUCGACGUGAACGCGCCAGACAAGGACGGUCGACAACCGCUGCACUACUGCGUCGAGUACAACAACACCAGCGCGGCAGCGAUUCUGCUGGCCAGCGGGCGGGUGGAUAUCGAAGCGCAGAACGCCCAUUCCGAGACCGCGGCCAUGGUUGCGGCUAGGAGAAAAUAUCCGAAUGUGGAGAUGAUCUGCUUGCUGCAUAAGCACGGGGCCAGCAUUGACCGGAAAUCCAUUCCUCGGAGCUUGCAGUUGAAGCUCAACCAGCUGGACAAGAGCGGACGACAGGGUAGUCGGCGUUCUUCAAGGACUUGGUCGUACAGCUGA
Rasamsonia emersonii CBS 393.64 is the source of this 2073-nucleotide messenger RNA. RefSeq lists its product as uncharacterized. Bases 1 to 2073 code for a protein of 690 amino acids. Gene Ontology annotation, molecular function: protein binding. Lineage: Eukaryota; Fungi; Ascomycota; Eurotiomycetes; Eurotiales; Trichocomaceae. Gene Ontology annotation, cellular component: nucleus; cytoplasm. The record is from RefSeq and is a predicted model, not a curated record. The transcript has 3 exons.